Chiloscyllium plagiosum (whitespotted bambooshark) is the source of this 576-nucleotide messenger RNA. The record is from RefSeq and is a predicted model, not a curated record. Lineage: Eukaryota; Metazoa; Chordata; Chondrichthyes; Orectolobiformes; Hemiscylliidae.
ACAUAAACUGCUCUGUUUCUCUGUUCCACAGGAUGGCGCCUUAUUACCUGGUGGUGUUUGCCUGCCUCUUGAGCUUUGCUACUUCCCACCCACGUCAUGGAAACUUGGCUGGGAAUAUUCGGGCUACUCAGUCCAGCCUUGCAGACUUUCUGGGGGAUGCAGGGAACGCAAUUGAUGGAAAUGACAUGACUGAUCCCACUAAGGGAUCCUGCAGCCGUACCAGAGUGGAAUCCUCCCCUUGGUGGAGACUGGAUUUCCAAUACCAUUACCGGGUCUAUAAAGUCAAAAUUACCACCAGCUCAGACAAAGCUUUGGAAGGAGCAAACAUUCACAUUGGAGACUGUUUAAAAAACAAUGGAACCAACAAUAAAGUCUGUGCGAACAACGUCUCAAUCCCAGCGGGAGAGAGUAAAUUGAUUAACUGCGGAGGCAUCGGAGUGCAUGGUGUGUUUUUGACCAUCACAAUCCCAGGAAAUGAAAAAUGCAUUUCGCUGUGUGAGGUGGAAGCUUAUGGAACCCAUGAGCCACACAGCGACAUAGAGUAAGUAUUCAUCAUCAGAAUCUAACUCCCUGAUC